CAUUAGAGAUUUUUCAUGGUAAUUAUUGUAAAACAACACUGUAAUUUUUUUUUCCUCGGCACUCACCGUCCCACACCCGAACACUUCGGUGGCAUUAACGUUAUCUCGUUCCACUCCGACAACAACCUUUGAGCUUCAUUCACAAACUAAUGACCAUGUUACUGAGGAGAAGAGGAACCUCGUAUUUCCGUAACCUCACCACAGAAACCAAACAAGGUGGUGAUUAUUCUAAAGAUCAAAACUUUACUCAUAUUCUCAAUCAAAUUUGCACCAUCACUCGAACUAAACCACGAUGGGAGAAUACCCUUCUUUCCCAAUACCCAUCUUUCAAUUUCUCAAACCCCAAUUUCUUCCUCCAUUAUCUCAAUCACCAGAACAAUUCCUUUCUCUCUCUUCGUUUUCUUCAAUGGCUCACUUCUCAUUGUGGUUUCUCACCUGAUCUAUCUUCAUGCCAUGCUCUUUUUGAUGCCCUUGUUGAUGCUGGUGCCUUCAAAGCUGCAAAAUCAUUGCUUGAUGAUUACCCUGGUUUUAAUCCAAAGCCUGCUUCUUUGGAGUCUUACAUUCGAUGUCUCGGGAAAGGUGGAAUGGUUGAGGAUGCAGUUGAUGUGUUUGUUAGAUUGAAACAGGUUGGAUUUUUACCUUCUAUGUCAAGUUUUAAUGCGGCUUUGUUGGCUUGUUUGAAAGUUGGGAGGACUGAUCUGGUUUGGAAAUUGUAUCAACAUAUGAUUGAAUCAGGUGUUGUUGCUAACAUUGAUGUUGAAACUGUUGGGUGUCUUAUUAAGGCGUUUUGUGCUGAGAAUAAAGUUUUUGAUGGGUAUGAGCUUCUUAGACAGGUGCUUGAGAAGGGUUUGUGUCCUGAUAAUACUGUUUUUAACUCGCUUAUAGCUGGUUUUUGUAAGGAGAGACAAUAUGCUAGAGUUUCUGAGAUCCUUCAUAUUAUGAUUUCCAUGAAGUGUAAUCCGGGUAUUUAUACUUAUCAAGAAGUCAUUCAUGGACUCUUCAAGAGGAAGAACGAUGAGGGUUUUAGGGUUUUUAAUGAUCUUAAGGAUAGAGGGUAUUUUCCGGAUAGGGUUAUGUGCACAACAGUGAUCAAAGGUCUUUGUGAUAUGGGGUUGCUUGGUGAGGCCAGGAAGUUGUGGUUUGAGAUGAUUCAUAAAGGAUUUGUGCCGAAUGAGUACACAUAUAAUGUGAUGAUAGAUGGUUAUUGUAAGAUUGGUGAUUUAGUUGAGGCAAAGAAGCUCUAUGAUGAUAUGUGUGAUAGAGGUUAUGCAGAAAAUGUGGUUAGCUACACUAUAAUGAGUUCGGGUAUGUGUUUGCAUGGAAGGGUUGAUGAAGCUCUGAGCUUGUUUCAUGAGAUGUCUCGAAAGGGUGUUGCUCGUGAUUUGAUUAGUUACAACUCCUUAAUCAAAGGCCUUUGCCAGAAAGGCGAGCUAGUUAAGGCUACUGAUUUGCUGCAUGAACUUCUUGCACAGGGAUUUGAGCCAUCAGUUUCUUCAUUUACUCCUCUCAUAAAAAGCCUUUGUGAAGUUGGUGAAACUGAGGGUGCAAUGAGGUUGUUGAAAGGUAUGCAUGAUAGGCACUUGGAACCAAUUGCUAGUACACAUGAUUAUAUUAUAACUGGGUUAUGUAAAGAAGGAAAUCUUGCACAAGGUAUGGAAUGGUUGCUAAAGAUGAUGAGUUGGAAGCUGAAACCUAAGGAGCAGACCUUUGAGAACCUGAUUGAUGGUCUAUCACAGAAAGAUAGGGUAGAUGAUAUUUUGAUUGUUUUAGAUAUAAUGUUUAGAGAAGGAUAUAGACUCAAAGAAAGCAUAAUUCAUUCUUUGGUCAGUAAAUUAAGCAAAGAGAAUUUCCAUUUUCCUAAUUUGUGUUUGGAGAAGCUCGUAGAAAGAAAUCAAUGCAACUGAUUUUGAUUUUCUUCUCAAACCCAUUUUCUUUCAUGGGUUGUCUAGUAUUCUUCACAUACUGUGUUGUUAGUGGCGGUUUUCAAGGGUUGGGAAAAGGGUUGCGGCUGGUGUUGGGAAUGAGACUAAGGAGAAUUUACCAAAUAGUACUUUGUUUAAAGUGGCAAAGUUUUGUUCUGUUGGUUUCUCUUCUUUCAAUUUUGUUAUUUUUCUUGUUAAUUACUUUUAGUGGUAUACUAGUGGUUGGUCAGAAGAAAAGCUCGAUACUCUUUUUGAUUUAGGUUUGAAAACAGUUGCUUAGUGUGUUGUUUGUGUUUGCUUUCAUAAAGGGUCCUUGUUUUUCUUCAGUUCAAGUCAGAGAAAAAGAAGGUUUCCAGUUUUUCAGAGCUUUAUGUGUCUUCUAUCUCUUUGUUUCAUGUUAUUGCUUUGUGGUUUACAUUGUUGUUUUGUAUGAAAAUCGCGUCGAGUUAACCGUUUAAUGCAUUGUUUCUGACGUGGUUUCGGUUAGACUUCUUCUAAGGGCAGUUAUAGGCAGUUAUGAGGAUAUUCCUCGGCUAGAUAGUGGAGAUAGUGUGGUUGGAGCUUUUCCAACUUUUAGAGAAAAACUAGAAGCUGAUUGUGGUGCAGUCAAUAGAGUAACCUCACUUAAGUUGGUUAAGUCAAUAUUAAUCUCAGGGUGGAAAGAGCUUGUAAUCAUUGCUUUUCUUGCACUGUUAAACACUCUUGCCAGUUAUGUCGGUCCUUAUCAUAUCGGUUCUCUUGUUCAAUAUCUUGAUGGAAAAAGGCUAUAUGAGAAUCAAGGCUAUGGUUUCUGCGUUUUUUCUUGCAAAGGUUGUAGAGUGCUUAACACAAAGGCAUUGGUUCAUUAGGUUGCAGCAACUCGGACUUCGUAUCCGAGGACUGCUCGUGACUAUGAUAUUUAAAAAAACCUUGACACUUUCAUGUCAAUCAAAGCAAUGUCACACUUCUGGAGAAAUAAUCAAUUUCAUGACUGUUGAUGCUGAAAGAGUUGGUAUAUUCAGUUGGUACAUGCAUGAUAUGUGGUUAGUAGUUUUGCAAGUUGCAUUGGCGUUGUUGAUUUUGUAUAAAAACCUCGGACUUUCUUCUGUUGCUGCUUUUGUUACGACCAUCGUUGUUAUGUUGGCAAAUGUUCUGUUAGGAUCGUUGCAAGACAAGUUUCCAAAAAAGUUAAUGGAGUCAAAGGAUACAAAAAUGAAAACCACAUCUGAAAUUUUAAGGAACACAAGGAUCCUUAGUCUACAAAGAUGGGAAAUGAAGUUUCUAUCUAAAAUAAUUGAGCUCAGGGACGCGGAACAAGGCUGGUUGAAAAAAUUUCUUUAUACUUCAGCCAUAACUACAUUUGUCUUUUUGGGUGCACGUACAUUAGUAUCCGUGAUUACUUUCGGUACUUGUAUGGUUAUAGGGUUCCCACUUGAAUCUGGGAAGAUUCUGUCGGCAUGCAACAAUUAGGAUUCUUCAGGAGUCUAUUUAUAAUCUUCUAGAUUUAAUUUCAAUGAUAGCACAUACUAAAGUUUCUGUAGAUAGGAUUGCGUCAUUACUUCGUCUUGAAGACUUGCAGUCUGAUGUUAUAGAGAGGCUUCCUCGGGGAAGUUCUGAUACGGCAAUUGAAGUGGAUGACGGGAAUUUUUCAUAGGAUUUAUCUUUGUCUAAUCCAACUUUACAGCACAAAAAUCUCGGUUUUUCAUGGCAUGAAGGUUGCGGUUUGUGGUACUGUUGGAUCAGGCAAGUUUACUUUACUCUCUUAUUUGCUCGGAGAAGUUCCAAAGAUAUCAGGUACCGUUAAGGUUUGUGGAACAGAGGCCUAUGUUGCUCAAUCGCUAUGGAUUCAAAGCGGCAAGAUAGAGGAUAAUAUAUUGUUUGGUGAACAAAUGGUUAGGGAAAGAUAUGAGAAGGUACUUGAAGCAUGUUCCUUGAAGAAGGAUUUGGAAAUCUUGUCAUUUGGUGAUCAGACAGUUAUAGGCGAGCGUGGCAUAAGUUUGAGUGGUUGACAGAAACAAAGAAUGCAAAUUGCUCGCGCUAUUUACCAAGAUGCUGAUAUCUAUUUAUUUGAUGGUCCUUAUAGAGCUGUGGAUGCUCAUACCGGAUCUCACCUUUUUGAGGAAUGCUUGCUAUGUGUUUUAAGUUCGAAAGCAGCUGUUUAUGUAAUCAUCAAGUGGAGUUCUUACCUACUUCCGAUCUUAUAUUGGAAUCAACCGAAUGUGGAAGAUAAAAGCUCCGUCUAAGUUGUCUUUUCUCGGCUGGAGACUUUUGCUAAACAGGAUCGCUAUUAAAGAUCAUUUGUUCAAGCGGAGAAUCAUUACGCGCAUAUUAUGGACUUGAGCUGCGUUUUCUAUGAUUCGAAAAUUGAGUCAAGAGCGCAUCUCUUUGAAGAUUGUGUGUUCUUGUUAAGAAUUUGGAAGAAGGUGUAUGAUUGGAUGGGCAAUUUUUUUGAGUUGUCUAUGGAGGAGUUUAUAAACUUCUUUUUCCACUGUGAGAAGUUGAAGAGCAGUUUAAAGAGGAAUAUCGUUGCAGUUAUUUGGCUCGUAACAGUUUGAAGCCUUUGGAUAUUGCAUAACGAAAUCAUUUUUAAGGGGGCAGCGUUCGUUUUUUAUGAUUGUAUGUCGGCUAUUGUUCUAAGGUCGUGGGUCUGGUUAUGCUCAUUUUGUAAAACAAUUGAUAAUUGUAACUUUUCCGUUUGGAAUACUCUACCACUCUUUUGUUUUAGGUGGCCGGGGCUUUCCGUAUUGUAUUUUUGGAUGGAAUAACCCUUAUAUUUCGUGUGUGUUUUUUUUACUAAAAAUAAAAAUAAAAAAAUAUAAUUUUAACGCAAAUAAUUUAGCCAAAUUAAAGGUAACAAUCAAACAUUACAUUUAAUAACUUGUCCUCUAAAAAUUCAACGGAAUUCAAAAUACAUGUGAAUUGUCUUGAUAUUUAGCCUUGAAUGCUUGCAGAUUCAUCCAUUACCAAUUGGGUAAUUUAUAUUGUCUUCCUCUUGUCUUCAUAUGCAUCACUUAUCGCAUGGAAGACAUGAAGAAUCAAGACUUGCAUAUGCAUCCCUUACCACUUUGAAUGCUUGCAGAUGCAUCCAUUACAUUUUGAAUAUCAACUGCACAUAAAUUGUAAAGUCAUUAGCAAUGUGAUAUUAUAAGUUUAUUAGCAGAGUGAGAGAACGACAUGAAGGAUCAACAUCACUUAUAUUAUAUAGUUGUCUCCCUAUAAAGCAUGAGAAUAGCUAUAAGACAAUUAUGAGAUAUAUGUAGCUUUGCCUCUGAGUGAGAUCCCUUGAAUGCAAAUCCCAAAAGAAAAAUAAAUUAUGACUCACCACAACAAUUCAUAUACCACAAACUUCAAAGUCUCAAUGGUAAUGAGAAUCAUUACUGAAGAUAAAACUAUGACUCACCUUAUUUAAUCAAGGAAAUCAUAGUUGUCUCAGGAUUCUAUAUUAAGAUUUCUUCGCCGCAAACAUCCCUUUCAAAUAACUGAAUUGAAAUGGCACCUUCUUUAAGUUACUCAUCAAAUUUCCACGAAAAAUAAAAGCCAUC
Messenger RNA from Vicia villosa (hairy vetch), 5443 nucleotides. RefSeq names its product pentatricopeptide repeat-containing protein At5g18950-like. Gene Ontology annotation, molecular function: protein binding. Lineage: Eukaryota; Viridiplantae; Streptophyta; Magnoliopsida; Fabales; Fabaceae. The record is from RefSeq and is a predicted model, not a curated record. The transcript is spliced from 3 exons. The coding region runs from base 150 to 1904 and encodes 584 amino acids.